This is a messenger RNA of Ahaetulla prasina, 7000 nucleotides long. It is a transcript of the gene SLC16A2, whose product is annotated as solute carrier family 16 member 2. Lineage: Eukaryota; Metazoa; Chordata; Lepidosauria; Squamata; Colubridae. The coding region runs from base 174 to 1700 and encodes 508 amino acids. Gene Ontology annotation, molecular function: monocarboxylic acid transmembrane transporter activity; thyroid hormone transmembrane transporter activity. The transcript has 6 exons. Gene Ontology annotation, biological process: transmembrane transport. The record is from RefSeq and is a predicted model, not a curated record.
GGAGGCGUGGGGACCGGCUCGGCCGCCGCAGCUCAGCUCAGCUCAACCAGCGGCGGCGGCGGCGGCGGAGCAGCAGCCCAGCGGCAGCUCCAGCAGCGGCCCAGACCCGGCUCAGUUCGGCCCGCUUGCUCGCGCAGCUCAGCCGGCCCGGGGCGGCGUCGGGGGCGCGCGCGAUGGCGCUGAGGCGGCAGGAGCAGGCGCUGUCGGAGGAGAAGGGCGCCCUGGAGGCGGAGGAGCCGGCCGAGGAGGAGGAGGAGGAGGAUGGCGGCGGCGGCGGCGGCCGGGGCGCCUCGGGGGCCCGCGAGAGGCGAGAGUGGCCCGUGCCUCCGCCCGACUUCACGCCCCCCGACGGCGGCUUCGGCUGGGUGGUGGUGCUGGCCGCCACCUGGUGCCACGGCUCCAUCUUCGGCAUCCACAACUCCUUCGGGAUGCUCUACGUCCUGCUGCUGGAGGAGGGCGGCGGCGCCGAGCAGGACCACACGCUGGAGUUCCGCACAGCCUUGGUUGGAUCCAUCGGCAUGGGGAUGGUUUUCUUUUGCUCUCCCAUCGUCAGCAUCUUCACCGAUCGGAUCGGAUGCCGGACCACUGCUGCCUCGGGAGCUGCCAUAGCUUUCAUUGGCCUCCUCUCCAGUUCCUUCACCAAGUCCCUGGAGGUCCGCUACUUCACCUACGGAAUCCUCUUUGGUUGUGGCAGCUCCUUCGCCUUCCACCCGUCCCUGGUCAUUCUGGGCCACUACUUCAAGCGACGACUCGGUCUGGCCAAUGGACUGGUGACGACCGGCAGCUGCCUCUUCUCCGUGGGUCUCCCGUUCCUCCUGAAAAUCGUGGGAAAGGCCCUUGGCCUUCCUCGCACCUUCCAGAUGCUGAGCGCCUUCCUGCUGGUCCAGAUCUUCUUGUCCCUGACCUUCCGCCCGAUGUUGCCCUCGGUCUCAAGUCCUCGAGAUAGGGAGGUCAAACUAGACACCCGGAGCUGGAUACAGCAAUGCAUGUCACAGAUGCGGAAAUAUUUCAACUUGCGAGUCUUCAGAAGAAAGACGUACCGAGUUUGGGCUUUUGGCAUAGCGACUGCCAUCCUGGGAUAUUUUGUCCCUUACAUGCAUCUGGUGAAGUUCGUGGAAGUGAAAUUCAACGAAAAGGAAAGAUCCUGGAUUGUGCUUGUUUGCAUAGGAGCAAUGUCAGGAAUUGGACGGCUGGCUUCCGGACACAUCGGUGAUCUCAUCCCUGGAUUGAAGAAGAUAUAUUUGCAGGUUGCGUCCUUCAUCAUCUUGGGUGUCAUGUGCAUGAUGUUGCUACAGUGCCAAGCAUUUUGGGGGGUGAUUGUCGUCUGCCUCUUCCUUGGACUCUGUGAUGGACUCUUCAUCACCAUUAUGGCCCCCAUUGCCUUUGAGCUGGUUGGGCCCAUGGAGGCUUCUCAAGCCAUUGGCUAUCUCCUGGGACUCAUGGCCAUUCCCAUGUCAGUUGGCCCACCAAUUGCAGGACUCCUUCAUGACCAUUUUGGAAAUUACCAGCUUGCCUUCUACUUUGCUGGAGUUCCUCCAAUAAUUGGAGGUCUCAUUCUUGCGUUUGUUCCCUUCAUCCAUCAGUGUCAGCUCAAGAAGAAACGACUGGAUUCGGGGAAAGACAAGAUGUUGGGUUCAGAGAUGGUCCCAAAUGGAGAACUCCUCCCUGGUUCUCCAACCACAGAGGGAGCUACAUUGUAAAACUCUGGCUUGGUUACCCAUCCUGUCACCAGCAGCGUUUUCUGAUCCCCGUCUGAGCCGAGAUCUUUUGAAAGAAGAACUUCACCUCUUGUAUGAUAACAGAAAAUCACUCUGUUGGUUGGUCCUGAUCAAAUUCUGGGCUUUCAAGUUGAAUUUGAGAUUCCUUUGCCUCUUUCUUUCCUACUGAACAUUCUCAUUGUUCCCACAUUUAUGUCCCAGCUGUGAUUUUUUUUUCCAGUUAGCACAUUAGUGGAUUAUGCAUAGAUGACUGUGAUGACAUUUUAAUAGAUUGUGUCGGACUACUUCCUCUCCCCCCCAAAAUAGAUUCUGUAGCCAAACUUAGUUAUUUUGCUGACAGUGAGCUUAAAUUCACUGGAAACUCCAUCCGGAGCGAAUUGUGAAGCUGCCAAAUUCCCAGAAAUAUAAAUUAAUAUAUAAAUUAAUAUAUACUGAUGGAGACAGAAGGACAAGAGCUGAACGGGUGGAUUUUGAAUCCUUUUCUGAAAAGUUUUCUUUUCAACCAGCAAGUUCAGCCCUUUUCUCCUGUCUCCCUAAAAUCUGUCCCCAAACAAAUAAUUAGGUUUUUUUUCUCCCCUUCCAGUUCCGUUGAAUUGUGAAUUCUUUGUUUGAUUUCUUUUGCAUAUUAAAUGAAUCUCAAAAGGAAGAAUAAUUCCUCAUUUAUGGAUACAGUUGAGAGACCCAGUUGAAAACACUGAUGCUGCUCUUUUGGAGACCCGAAAGAUGAAGCUCCGAUUCUCUUACUUGGGGGGGAGGGGAUUUCAUUGCAGGGCUUGCUUGGUUUCCAAUGUAAUUGUUUCAAGAAAGGAAGCUGGAAGAAAAAAAAACCAGCGGACAUUUAUACCAAAGGUUGCAGAUGAGGAAACUGAGGCUCUAAUUACCUUAUUACAGAGGAAGGAGCCCAUGGCCCUUCCAUUUGGGGAAGGAACAUUUUCUCUCUUUCUUAAGGGUCUGAAAACAACCCAGGAGGGAGAAAAAAAAUGCAAAACAUUAACCUGGCUUGUUGACAGCGUCCAGGUAAAUGGAGGCUUGUCAAAGGUCUCUUGUCGUGAGCUGUAACGAAGUGUCAGCUCCUUUCCCAAUUGGCUUCUAAUUUCCCAGUUUCCCAAAUCAUUCCUGGAAUGGAGAUUUACUGGGUUUUGACCUUAUUCAGGACCUGCAUUCUUCAUUACCAUCUAUAGGUAGUCCUCGACUUAUGACCACAGUGGGGAGCAGACUUUCCAUCACUAAACAAGGCAGUUGUUAAGGGAGUUGUACCCAAUUUUACAACCUCUUUUGCCACUGUUAAGUAAAUAACUGCAUUGUUAAGUGAAUCUUGACGCUGUUCAGCCACUCCAGCUUGCCCCAUUGAUUUUGCUUGACAGAAGCUACAGGUAGACCUCGACUUAUAACAGUUCGUUUAGGGACCGUUCAAAAUUACAACUCCACUGAAAAAUAGAACUUACGACCAUUUUCCACACUUACGCUCUUUGUAGCAUCCCUAUAGUCACAUGAUCAACAGUCAAUUGAUUGGCAACCGGUUCAUACUUACGACGGUUGCAGUGUCCUGGUCCCUUUUUGCAACCUUCUGACAAGCAAAGUCAAUGGGGAAGCCAGAUUCACUUAAGAACUAUCAACUGCAAUGAUUCACUUGACAAUUGUGGCAAGAAAGACAGUAAAAUGGGGCAAAAGUUAAGUAUUUCGUUUAACAAGAGAAAUUUUGGGGUCACUUAUGGUCUUAAGUCGAGGACUACCUGAACAGGGAAAAUUGCAAAUGACAAUCACAUGAUCCUGGGAUACGCCAAGUGUCAUAAAUAGAUGCCAAUAACAAAAUGCCCCAAUUGUGAUCAUGGGAACACUGUGACAAUCAAAAGUGUGAGGGUCUUCAUAAGUUGCUGUUUUUUUGUGCUGUCAAAACAUCAAAUGGUCACUAAGUAAAUGGUUGUAAGUGGAGGACUACGUGUAGUUGAAGACUAAUGUUAUUUUCCCUAGUCAGCUGUGUCAUCUGAACAAGAAUCAAAAAAUACGUUCAUCUCCCUUAACACUAGCAAAAACUAGAUUGCCUUAGCAGCUCUGUUCCCUUUUCCUUUCCACAUAUUUCCCUCUGACUGUAUAGAUUACAGGAAAAAAAUGGAUGGAUAAAUUGGAUGGAUAAAUAGAUUACAGGGUAAAAAAAUGGUUGGGAUCCCAUCCCAAACAUGGCUAAACUGAUGCUGAUCCCUGCUGUGCACCAUGGAAGUGAUAACCUCCCAGUCCCCUAACGGUGGCUCAGACCUCAUGUCCAUGUGGUGUCUGACCAUAUGCUGUGAACUCAUGAGAGUUGAGUUUAACUGGGAAGAACAACUGGGCCAGUCCUACAUACCCUAUAACAGGGUUCUCCCAGUUUGGCAACUUUAAGAUUUGUGGACUUCAGCUCCCAGACAUCCCCAGCCAGUUAUACCGUGAAUUCUGGCAGUUAAAAUCCACAAAUCUUAAAGUUGCCAAAUUGGGAGACCAUUGUCCUAAGAUUGUUUCUCAACCUUAGCAACUUUAAGACGUCUGUGGACUUCAACUCCCACAAUUCACUGGCUGGGGAAUUCUGGGAGCUGAUGUCCAGACAUCUUAAAGCAUCUACUGUUGAAAAAUACGACCCUGUACUGAUGCUAAAUGCGGGUGUACAGCCAUCAGUUAAAAGUGUGGUCCAUUUUCAUAUCUCCCAAAGAACCACUGAUGGAAGUUUCAACCAUCCCUCUCUUCUGUGGAUUCAUCCCAAAUCCACUCCUCCUGAAGCUGUUCUAAAGCCCAGAAGAAAAGCGGACAGAACUUGAUCUUAGGAUUUGGGGGCUGGAGAAGGAAAUCUUCAAUGGUCGAAAAAGGAAGGAUUUUAUCUCACCUCCCAUCCCCCACAUGCCCCAUGUGUCAGUCAACAGUUUGCUUUGAACUACAAUGAGUGGUCAGUGAAUCUGGCCCUGUGGAACACCAUUCCUUCUGUGUAAUAAGGUUAGAUAUGAUCCAUAUUUGGGGGUAUUUUGAUUCCUUAGAGAAUCAGUUAUAGAGCAGUAGAGCUGAGUUUCUCAGCCGCUUCAAGAUAUGUGGACUUAGGCUGUGCUGCCUGUGGAAUUCUGGGAGUUGAAGUCCACCUGUCUUUGUUGCUGAGGUUGAGAAACUGCAAUAGGGAAUAACCCAACGGAUGGCUGAACUUUCUUCAGAUGCUUCCAUUGGGUUCUCCAUGGAUGCCCACUGUGUCCCAGCAGUAAAUAUCACUAGUUUCCACCCCUUAAUGCAGAGAUUUUAUAGUCUUGUACUCUGGCAAGUUAUAAAGCACACAUUAAAAAUAUGUGCCAUCUGUUGCUGUAUAGUUUGCCAACAAUCCACUGAUUCCAGGUUUUUCUUUUUUUUAAAAAAAAUCUCUGCAGGUUUUCUAUAUGUCUCCUGCUCAGGGAUCUAAGAUAUAGCCAUGGAACUUGUUGAGUAAACCAGAGGUCUCCACCCUUGGUCACUUUAAGACUUGUGGACUUCAACUCCCAGAAUCUAGGACUUGAAGUCCACAAGUCUUAAAGUGGCCAAGGGUGGAGACCUCUGGAGUAAACCAUUGAUGACAUUCAGAUAUUCUAAGUCCUAAGGCAGAAAAUGCAACCCUUUUCAGGCGGGCUGGGGGGGUGGGGAAGGCAUCCCCCCCCCUUGUUUUUGCUGAAGGCAACAGGCAGUUUUACUAAUGAUAUCACAAUGUCUUGGCCCAUUAUAGGAAGAGAAGGGGCAAAAUGGAAGUUUUAAGGCUUCUAGAAACUAAAAGGAUUCAUUUUCCCCUUAAAACUCCCCAGACAAGUAAAUGUAUUUUAUGUUUGUUUGUUUUUUUAAUUUUAGAAAUGUGUAAGGCCACACAGCUCCACAACAAACCUGGGUGGCAUUCAACAAAAACAAGUAUACACUGUAAUUAAAAUCAAUCAACCAACCACCGUAAGAGUUACUGCCAUCAAAGACAAUCAAACUGGCAGGACCGACCACCCACUCAAGGUCUGAAUUGCCAGAUCUCUUCUGAGCUUGGUUCAGGAGGGAAUUACAACAGGGGUGAAAUCCAUUUUUAUUUUUUUUACUGUGAGGAUGACAGUUCUGUGAGGUGGCUUGGUGGACGUGGCAGGGGAAGGAUACUGCAAAAUCCCCAUUCCCUCCCCACUCGAGGGGGAAGGAUAUUGCAAAAUCUCCAUUCCCACCCCACUCCUGGGGCCAGCCUGAGGUGGUAUUUGCUGGUUCUCCAAACUGCUCAAAAUUUCUGCUACCAGUUCUCCAGAACCGGUCAGAACCUGCUGGAUUUCACCCCUGGAGUCAGAUGUAUCUCAGGCAGGAUGGAGUUCCAGCCUAUAAGAAGUGCCUUAAGCCUCUACAACAGAGGUCUUCAAACUUGGCAGCUUUAAGACUUGUGGACUUCUGGGAGUUGAAGUACACAAGUCUUAAAGUUGCCAAGUUUGGGGACCCCUUCUCUACAAAGAGGCUUUUGCCCUUUAAAAUUUCCCCAAGCAUCCCAUCAAACCAAAGAAGAUCAAACCAUUCAACCCUGCCCUUUGCAGUCUUGUAUUUCUGGGCUAGUUGUCUCUGCUGUACAGCUUGUGGUGCACCUGUUAAGCCAAGAAACUAAAAACAGAAGCUUAUCAAAAGUUGUUAGGGAAGCUGAGCCACAAUCCUGUAUUUUCCUUCCCCAGUUCAUACACACCUGGGGUUGCAAUGUUCAAUCUCAACAUUUAUCAGCAGGAAAAGCCCUUCGGAUCCCAUUGUCUCCCAGAGGUGAAAUUAUCCCAGCAUGAUCUAAGCGUGUUCCAUGAAGUCUGAUUGCAUUCCUACACAACCAACUUGUGUGACACCCUUUACUUUUGUAAAGAAUGCUUAAAUGUUCUUUGUGACUUUUUUUCAACAGAGAAGUGUAAAGUUUGUGUAAAAAUUGUUCUUUCCAAAGGUUUUUCCUUUCUCCUCUGAGCAAUUUGUCUGCUUCCUAGAACCCUCAUAUGUAUCAAAUGUUAAAUGUAUGGCCAUUUGCUCUAACUCUUCUGAUGAAAUAAUGGCAUUUGUGUAACUUUGGUUUUCCUUCUGGAUAAGGGUGGUCACCCUUCUGGGUGAUCCCUUGCACUGGGGGGUGGGGCUUGGAGCACCUGUGAUUACAGUUGCUCAAAAUUGCAUCGGUCCCUCUGAUUUUGUGUACAGGUUGUCCUUGACCUAUGACAACAAUUGCACCCAAAAUUUAUGUUGCUAAGUGAGACAUUUGUCAAAUGACUUUUGCUCCAUUUUAUGACCUUUCUUGCCACAGUUGUUAAAUAAAUGGUUGCAGUUGUUAA